CGCGACAGGAGUACGUGCUAAUAGCUCACACCUAAUCCCCUUGCAAAAGCCACGUUUCGACGCCCAAAGGCGCCGAUCAUGAAUUCAUGAUGGUGCCCUUUCAAUCAAUCACUCCACUGAUUCCCUCGCCACCAUGGUAGAGUAUUGUGAUGCUCGGCAUCCGAUGCCCUACCUUUCUUCUCGUCCUCCUUAUCUCCCGGCAUAAUAUCAUACUCCGUGUGAGGUGUGACCCUCUUCCUCGGCUCCCCUGUUCCUAUCUCUCUCGAAGCUCCGCGGCGCGAUGCAUGACUGGGCGCCGGCGAUCAUAGCGACGACACUGUUCGCCCUGCUGUGCCCGGGAGGGAUCCUCCAGCUGCCCGGCCGGCAGCGGACGGUCGACUUCAUGAACCUCAGGACCAGCUGUCUGUCCAUCCUCGUCCACGCCGUCAUCUACGGGGUGCUGCUCAUGCUCUUCGUCGUCAUCUUGCCGGCUCAUCUCUACGUCUGAUCUUAUCUUACUAUGUGUGCUUCAUGGCGCUUCUUAUUCUCUCUCUGCUUUUCCUAUGUACUCUAGUACUCGAGUUUGGUUUAGUAAAACUAGAUGCUCAGAGGAUGCAUAAUUCUGUUUUGCGCGUGUGUAUCGCUGAGCUUCCGUUUUGGACUCGUAAAAGAAUAAUUCUUAUCUGACAUCUGAGCUUCCGCUAUUUUCAGGCGAAUGAUGUUCUUUUGGCCAGUUAAGAUAAUUCUUAUGGAGUGAAAUUUAUAUUA
Messenger RNA from Hordeum vulgare subsp. vulgare (domesticated barley), 747 nucleotides. RefSeq lists its product as uncharacterized. The record is from RefSeq and is a predicted model, not a curated record. Bases 281 to 487 code for a protein of 68 amino acids. The transcript has a single exon. Lineage: Eukaryota; Viridiplantae; Streptophyta; Magnoliopsida; Poales; Poaceae.